AAAAAAUUCCCAUAAAUUGUUGAAAAAUGUCAAAAGUGAAAUAAAAAUAAUAAUUUGACAACAGUACAAAAAAAAUGAAAUAACGAUUAAAAUUUUUCUUUAUGCCACCAGAACUAACGAAUAAAAUAAAACUCAACGAGUGAAAAAUGCGAGUGAUCUUUUAAAAACAGCUGAGUGCAAAUUCGUUAUUAUAUAUAAAAGAGCUAAAGCGAAAAAAGGAAAAUAAAAGAAGAAAACCAACGAAACAUUCCAAUACUUAAAAGAGAAGAGUGUUUAACAAAACAAAAAAAAAAAGAGAGAAUAAAAGAAAAAAUGGAACAAAUAUUUUAAUUUAAGUGAUAAAGAAAACAAGAAAAGUGUAAGAAAUUCAAUAAAAAGGAAGCACGACACAUUAUAUAUUGGAGAAAUUAAUUUAGAAAAAAAAUGUGAAAACAAACUUCGAAAAUUUACAAAAAAUUAAUAAAAUUUUCUUUAAAUAUAUAGUUUUACAACAAAUUACACGCGUCAGAGAUAUAAAGCAGCAUUAAAGCAACAACAAUUUCUGGAAUUUUACCAAGUCAACACACAACAACAACAUCUUUAACAAAAACAACUGCAAAGAUUUUUUUAUGCAUUGAAGAAGAAAAAAAAGAGUUACUACAUGAAACACGUCCAAUUAUUUAUAACAUCAAACUAAAUUAAAGCAACAAUUAAAGGCAGAAUUUUAUAAAAUACAAUUUUAUUCCAACUCUCUUCUAUCUGUCUGUCUGUCUGUCGGUCGGUGCGUUGCAGCAACAAUAAUAACAUCAAAAACAACAUCAUCUCACCAGACAUUGUAAAAAGAUUUUCUUUUUUUUACAAACAAAAAUAAACUAAAAACAAACUCUGCCUUAAAAUAACAACGCAACUACUAAAUAUAAUGGAUUACUCUCUAAAUAAGUGUUGAAAAAAAUUGUUUAAAAGAGAGAUAAACCAAGGAAACUACAGUCUGCCUUAAAGAAAAAUUAUCAAAAGUGGCAGAAAUUGUUAUUAAAAUCAAAAUUUUUGUAAAGAGAGUAAAAAAUCAACUAGAACGUCCUUUAAAAAGAGCUUGCCAAAGUCAAACAAUCAAAAUUCUCCCGUCUAAAGUCAAACUUCAUCAUCACACACCACAAAACCACCUGAUAAGAUCUAGUCUGAUCGGUCGGUAGGUUCAAAGCAUCAACACAACCAACAAAUCAACGUAGGCUUCCAUGCUUAAAAACACCCAAAAGAAAUCUUAAAACCCUAACAAACUGAAGCUGUUAGAAACUUCCCCAUAAACAACAUUAUAGAAAAACAACAUUGUGUCAAACACAGCAAUAAAAAAAAAUUGCAAUUAUAGAAAAAAAACAUAACGGAACGGAACUGCAAUCAAACUCCCCAAUAUAAAAAAGACGAAAUCUAAUUUAUUUUUUAGAAGAUCAGUUAAGAAAAAAAAAACUUCCACAAAUAGAGAGAAAAACAAAUUUCCAAUAAAUCUUCCUUUAAUUUUGUCAAAAUUAUCUAGUUUUUGUAUAAAAUUAAACAAAAAUACCACAAAACAGAGUUAAACUCUAUUAUUUUCUAAACGUCCCAGUUGCAACUACAUAAUUAAAAGCAUAAAUUUACAACUAAAUUGGAAUAAAUUGGAUAAGUAAUUCACACAGCUGAAAAUACUUUGUAGCAACAACGCCGCGUGUCUGACCUCUCUACCGCAGUUACGCUGAGAGGCGUUAUGACAAAUUCGAUUGCGUCUGCAAAAUGCCCGUCUAUCCUAACGUCCGGCAAAUAUGGUAUGUCACAGCGUCACAGCAUUAUCGAUGAUUCCAAAGAGUAUGUGUUUGUUAAACUUACUGAUUCGGCAUUUCGUGCAAUUGAGGAAUAUCAGCGUAACGCUCAGUCGAAACGUUUACAAAAAGGACAAUGCGCCAAGAUACAAUUUACUGGAAAUACUGGCGUUAUACAAUUUCCACCCACAGCUGAUGCUUCAACGGCCAACGGAUCAGCCGAUGGACGGAAGUUCGGUUUUGCCAUCGAUGAUGUUGAGGGCUCGCUGGAAUGCAUACAACAGUCGGGAGCCGAUUUGGAUGUAUUGGGAUCUCUUAAUUAUCGUAUGCGCAUUCAUGCCAAUGAUGAUGUCUACGAUACGACAAGAACAAAAAUGGCCAUUGCCGAGGAGACGGAGAAGAGUAAGUGUAUACGUGAGAUUAAACCUAAUCAGACAGACAUUGGACGAAAGGUGAAAAGGCCCGUCUCGGCUGCUUCUAUACAGGCCUAUACGAAUGGCACGACAUCCAACUCUUCGACGUCAUCACUUUUAAAUGGUCUAAGUAAUGGUAAUAGCAGCAACAGCAUUAGUAGUAGCAUUAAUGGCAGCAGUAGUUAUUUAAGUAAUAGCAGCAACAACCACAUCAACAGCAGCAGUAGUAAUAGUAAUAGUCGUAAUAAAUUAUCAGCAUCAACGCUCAAUCAACACUCACCGCCACCAGGUGGUGCUGGCGGCGGCGGCGGAGGGGUUGGAGUGGGUGUUAACGGUUCACGUUUGUUAACAAAUGCCUCCUCUCUACGCUCUUCCCCCAAUCCGUCUUUAAUAGGUGGCAGUGGUACCGUGGGCGGCAGCAAUGGCAAUAGUAGUACUAAUCGCUAUGGCAGUCCUUCAAAUCUUCCCUCUUCCAACUUACCCUCGCUGUCCACAAAUAUGGCAAAUGGCAUUGGUGGUUAUUCUCCACCGGGAUCUGCCACUAGCAUCAAUCAUAUGUCGUCUUCGCUGCAUCCGCAAGCCAAGAAAGCGAAUAUGGGUAACGGUGUAAACAGCAGAGGCAAUGGCUCAGCCGCUAAAGGUUCGCUCGGCACUAAUGGCAAAGUGAAUGGCAAAACCCUUGAUGUCUCAAAGAGGAAAAUCCGUGAGCGUCUGAUUCACUUGUUAGCUUUGAAGCCAUUCAAAAAACCCGAACUCUAUACAAGGCUAACGAACGAGGGUUUGGCUCAACGGGAGCGACAACUAAUCAGUACGAUACUCAAAGACAUAUCGACAUUGUCGCGCGACAAUACCUACAACCUGAGACGUAGCAUGUGGAAUGAUGUUGAUGAAAAUUGGCCAUUUUUCUCGGAACAAGAGAUCCAACAAUUGAAAAGACGUAAGCCUCAGAAUCUAACACCACCUAUGAGCUCAGAUGCCGGUAGUUCAACGUCGGGUCAAAGCCCGACUUCUUCUACACAUACGGGGAGCCCGCCUCCUUUGGUGGCAACAGCCAAUAUGAAUGGUGGUGUAGGUGGUGGCGGCGGCAUGAAACGAACUAGUCUAGAGCCAGAUUUAUAUGAUGGGGCCUUAACCUUGGGUAUGCAAUCGAAAAAACAACGUAUAAGCCAUUACAAAAAGGAUGGAACUAGCAGUAAUAGUAAUGGUAGUAGUUUAAUAAAUAGCAGCAAUUUGGGCGCUGGCGCAAGAAUGGGUAUGGGAGGAGGUGGUAGUGGCGGCGGUGGUGGUGCAUAUAAUCAAAAUCAUCGAUCCUCAUCUGCAGCUUAUUCUCCCCACAACUACAAUACAGGCAAUACAAAUAAUGGCAACGACGAGAAUUCUGGAAAUUCUGAUUUAACAUUUAAUGUGCUCAAUAAUAUGGAUGAGUUUAUACAGCAUACAGCUGUGGUGGGAGGCGAUUCGACAUUUGCCGGACGUAGUAAAACUACAGCGGGUAAUAGUAAGAUAUCACCAUCAAUUAGCAGCAGUAAUAGUAAUAACAACAGUAGUUCAACGUCCUCAACGAAUGCUAAAGAGAAACGUAACUCUGGCGGAAGCAGUAGUUCAUCUAGUGGUUACGGCAGUAAUCGUGAAUCUUCGUCAACGUCAUCCACAUCUUCAACAGCUUCAUCAACCUCCUCUGCUGCCAUGCGUCGUAAAAAUUCCCCAACGCCAUAUGCUAAUAAUUUUGUGCCUGAAACUAAAAUUUCUUCAAACUCCAACGGUAGCAGCAGCAAUAGUAGGUUGAACAAACAGCAACAGCAAAGACAACAACAGCAGCAGUCAUCUCCUAGCUACACACACAACAACAAUAAUAACAUUAAUAAUCAUCACCUUCAUAAAGCAAGCAACAGCAGUAAUAGUGUCAUAUCCAGCAUGACUGAUGACUAUUCACCGCCAAUAAUAAACCACAAUUCAAAUACAUCAUCUAGCCGUUCACGGCACCAAUCAACCUCAUCCGGAACAACAACAACAAAUGGUCGUAAUGGUGAAUCUUCAUCGUCGUCGUCGUCAAGUAAACAUUCAAGAUCUUCAACGCCGACUCAAAAGCAUUUUAACAAACAUAGUAGUAACAGCAGUAAAAAUAAUUCUGCUACGACUAAUGUUCAGCAACAGCUGCAAAAUAAUAGUACUAAUAAUAACCAUCAUCAUAAAACACUGCAGCAGCAGCAGCAGGAAGAUCAGCAAGCGCUGUACAAUGCUGCCCGAACACCGCCCCAAACUGCCUCGCAUUCAUCGCAACAAAGAGAACAACAGGAACACUCUUCGCCCACACAACAAAUUGCCGCCGCUGCCUCGACAUUUUCGUUAACCAACCACUCCACAUCAUCGGGAGACGCACCUCGCUAUGAUUUUAGCAGUUACACGCCCAUAACCAGCAUCGAACAGAGGCGAAAAUACAAGACUGAAUUUGAGAGUGACUACGAUGAGUAUCGUAAACUUUUGGCACAAAUCGAAAGUGUUGGACAUCGGUUUCGUCAAUUGGCCGAUCGUUUAAGUCGUGUACAACAGGGUUGUAUCGAUUACUAUAAUAUAAAGGAACAAAUUGUUUCCGAAUACAAUCGCAUACGUCAAGAAGAGGCCAUAAAUCGCGAUAAACAGAGGUUUGAUUAUUUGCACGAAAAAUUGGCACACAUUAAACAGUUAGUUAUGGAUUAUGAUAAGAAAUUGACCAGUGGUCUGGCGGCACCUACAACAAACACAACAACCACUAACCAACAACAGCAGCAACAACCAGAGACACUAAACCAACAGCAACAAAUUACAGUUACAAAUACUUCAGCUCAUCUAUCUCCAAUGCUACAAAGCAGUGGUGAAAGCAAUCAUUCUCCACCGUUGGUGAUAAUGAAUCCUACAACAGUUAAUGGUGGUGGUGGUGCAGCUGUAAAUUCUAAGAGUUCUUCGUCAUCAUCUUCCCAUGGUAAAAAGAGUUCAAAACAUCAUCAGAAAAAUAAUCAUCAUCAGCAGCAGCAACAUAUGCAACUGCAGCAACAAGAACAUUAUCAACAACAUCAUGAACCAGAAACGAUACAAAUGGAUGAUGAGGACGAUGAUGAUGAAGAAGAAACAUCAAUGCAAUAUCAUCAACAUAACUCCUACAAUGGUAACGGAGUUGGUGGUGGUGUCGUUGUUGGCAAUAAUCAUUUAAAUCACCCACAACAUGUUACAAAUCCUGCAUCUUUAACACAUUCUAAUAAAAGAAAACAACAACAACAUGAACUGCAGCAGCAACACUAUCAGCCAACAACAUCAACAGAACAACAGCAAAAUCACAUUCAUAAUAAUGAUUCCGAUUCAGAUAGUGAUUCAAGCUCAUCAUCUUCAUCCAACGACGAUGACAACUCAGAUGAUGAUAAUUCGGAUGCCUCUGAAGAUGAUGAUGAUAACUCCGAUGAUGAUGAUGAUUCCAACGAUGAUGAUAAUGAUAACCAAUGAUCAAGACCAUAGCAAUGUACCCCCCUUGUUUUACUGAUGAUGACGACCAAACGCAAACAAACAAACCACUCUUAUUAUUAUUAUUGUUCUUCAACACUAUUACUACUACUUCUUUGGUUUAUAUGUGUAAAAUAAUUAUUAUUAUUUUUUUAAAUUUUUAAAAUAAUAUUAAAUGCAAAAUAAACAAAAUCGAAAUGUAUAAACUAAUUAAAAAAAUGAGCAUUAUAUAUGUAUGAGGAAAUAUGAUGUUACAAGUCCAAUUUAGAUCAAUAUGUUACAAGUCAAAAUUAGAUCAAUAAUUUGGUUACAAUAGAAAUCUUACGCUUUAUUAAUCAGCAUUAUUAGGAAAUCUUAUUUUACUGAAGCAUUGCUUCAUUACGAAUUACUGUUAUUGAAUUUGAAAAGAUUUUUCUCUACAUGAACUUUUGUGGUAAAAACAUUUUAAAAUGUAUUCAUACAAAUAAGAAGACAUGUAUUGUUAAACUUUUUGGAUUAUAAAGUGUUUUCUAUACGUUUGACGUUUAGACUAAAAUGAUUUCGUUGCAAUUAGUAUUGUGAUAUUCAUCUGUAUCGCCAAUAGAAGUGAAAUUUUCAUUCACCUUGAAGGGGAAAUAACUAUCUUGAACUUUAGGUUCAUUUCAAUUCAUUCACAAUAAUUGUUUUUGUUCGCAACAGCUGUUCAUUGUUUACAAAAUUCCAUAGAAAAAUUUCACAACAGGGAAAAAAGGAAACAUAUUUUUACAUGAAAUUUUGAUUGGCGAUAGGCGCAAUUGUAAGUUUUUCAGUAUUAAAAAUUAAUCUCUGCGGGUUUUCCAGAAUUUUUAUUAAAGUUUGGCCGUUUUAAGAUAAUUAUAUACAGAAGUUUAAUGGAAAUUUUCUAAAUUAAAUAAAAUUGUGGCAAAAUUGUAUUGAAUUUGAAAAAUCCUCUUAUUAGCUAGAUAAUUUAUUAAAUGAAUACCAAAGUGUUUAUAAAAUUUGUAAGAAUACUAUUUUUAAAAAGAGAAGUUUUGCUAAGUUACACAUUAAAUGUUUUCUUGGAAUCUUGUGUUUUUGAGUAAAAAAAAAAGAAGAAAUUUUCAAAACCUUUUAAUUAUUGCACUAAAAUUAUUUCUUUCGAAAAGAUUAACAAUUUAUUGUAAUGAAAAUAUUGUAAAUUUCUCUUUUUAAACAAAAUGUUCUACUACUUUCCUAAUUAAUCCAAUUUCCCCAAAAAAAAACCGCUCAUUUUUUUAAUUGUUUUAUAUAUUUCCAAAAAAAUAUAUAAAUAUAUAAAUUAAAAAGCAAAAACAAAAAACCACAAAACAAAAAACCUUAAGCAAAAAACAAUUCAAAACUAAAUACAUAAAAUAAAAACAAAAUAUGUUGAAAUUAUUUGUAAGCAUAAGUGAACUUAUACACAUUAUUUGCAAGCAAAAAAAAAAAUCCUCAAAAAAAUUAUAAGAAAAUAAAAAAGAAUUUUUUUAUAUACUAUAUAAUAAAUUUAUAUUUAAUUAUUAAAUAUUAAUAUUAAAAGAAAAAAAGAAAAGCUCCAAAAAAACAACAACAAAACACUAAAGUGUAAAACGCAAAAGUUUGUAAACAACCACACAUAAAAUCUUAUUUUUUUUUUUUAAUAAUUGUGUAAUAAUUAGCCAUGUAAGCCUUUUAUCAUUUAUUAUUUUUAAGUUAAAACAAAAAUUAUCUGUUUUAUUUUUCUGUUUUCAAAUUAAAAUAAACAAAAAAGCAAUUUUA
Messenger RNA from Lucilia sericata (common green bottle fly), 7384 nucleotides. RefSeq names its product RNA polymerase II elongation factor Ell (gene Su(Tpl)). The record is from RefSeq and is a predicted model, not a curated record. The transcript is spliced from 2 exons. Lineage: Eukaryota; Metazoa; Arthropoda; Insecta; Diptera; Calliphoridae. Gene Ontology annotation, molecular function: cis-regulatory region sequence-specific DNA binding. Gene Ontology annotation, biological process: snRNA transcription by RNA polymerase II; transcription elongation by RNA polymerase II; positive regulation of transcription elongation by RNA polymerase II. The coding region runs from base 1715 to 5653 and encodes 1312 amino acids. Gene Ontology annotation, cellular component: transcription elongation factor complex.